AUGAGAUCAUCUAUCUCUUUCGAAAGAGCUUCCUAUAAAGCUAACCGCUUUCUUUCUGCUGUCUCCCAAAUUGUUCUCCUUGUUGGUGAAUGCUCCGCUUCAUCCGCCCCAUCUCAGGCCCCACCAGAGGUUUCAUUGCACAGCCCUUGGCGUGCCAGAUCUACUCUCGGCCGCUUGUUCGCGAAUGCCUCGACCUCCCAUCUGUCGACAUCGUUGGCCUCUCCGGUCUCUCCGCACCCAAUCUGUGAAUCUUGA
Molecule: messenger RNA, 255 nt
Organism: Penicillium roqueforti
Lineage: Eukaryota; Fungi; Ascomycota; Eurotiomycetes; Eurotiales; Aspergillaceae
Exons: 3
Coding region: 1-255 (84 amino acids)
Source: RefSeq, a predicted model, not a curated record